AUGCAACUCAAACUUAUUCAAAAGCCAGUUGAGCCGGAACCUUUGAGAACAAUCGAAUCAACAAUCGCUGAACGCUUGGAAAAUGAAAGCUUCAAUUGGAUGAAGCCGAUCGAAAGAAAUCUUUAUAAAGUACCUGAUGAGCAGAAACAUCUUUCAGAAGAACAACUCAAGGAGCUUUACUCUAAUGGAGGUGUCAUGAAUGUGUACCCUUUUCGUGAGGACUCGGAAGUUGAUAUCCCGCCGCCAGUGAAUUCUUUCAAGCAGGCAUUUGGAAAUAAUCCGGCAAUUAUGGCCGAAAUUGAGAAAAAUGGGUUCGAAAAACCAUCCCCGAUUCAGUCACAAAUGUGGCCAAUUCUUCUCUGCGGAAAAGAUUGUAUUGGAGUAUCACAGACAGGAUCUGGUAAGACACUUGCAUUUCUGCUUCCUGCUUUUCUACACAUCGAUGCUCAACUGGCACAGUACGAGAAAAACGAAAAGAAACCAUCGCCGUUCGUCCUCGUUCUCAGUCCAACUCGUGAAUUGGCUCAGCAGAUUGAAGGUGAAGUUCAAAAGUACAGUUAUAACGGCUACAAAAGUGUUUGCUUGUAUGGCGGUGGCUCGAGAUCGGAACAAGUGCAAUCUUGCAAAGGCGGAGUAGAAAUCGUAAUUGCGACUCCUGGUCGAUUGACCGAUCUUUCCAACGAUGGAGUAAUUUCUCUCGCUUCUGUGACUUACGUUGUCUUGGAUGAAGCCGAUCGUAUGUUGGAUAUGGGAUUCGAAGCCGCCAUCCGUCGUAUUCUUUUUGAAAUUCGUCCUGAUCGGCUCGUUGCGUUGACUAGCGCCACCUGGCCAGAGGGAGUGAGAAAUCUGACUGACAGAUAUACCAAGCAAGCUAUUAUGGCUGUCAACGGUAGUCUUGACUUGACGUCGUGCAAAAGUGUUACUCAACACUUUGAAUUUAUUCCCCAUGAAAACCGAUUCGAACGUGUAUGUGAAAUCGUCAACUUUCUCAACAACGCUCACGGAAACAGUUACAAAAUGAUUAUUUUCGUCAAAUCCAAAGUGAUGGCAGAUCAUCUUUCAUCCGAAUUCUGUAUGAAAGGAAUCAAUUCGCAAGGACUUCAUGGUGGAAGAUCUCAAUCAGAUCGUGAGCUUUCCCUGAAGAUGCUGAGAACCGGAGAGGUUCAGAUUUUGGUCGCUACGGAUCUCGCGAGCAGAGGAAUUGAUGUUCCCGAUAUCACGCACGUUCUCAACUACGAUUUUCCUAUGGACAUCGAAGAAUACGUCCAUCGUGUUGGUCGUACUGGAAGAGCUGGUCGCAAAGGUGAAUCGAUGAGUUUUAUGUGGUGGAACGAUCGUUCAAAUUUUGAUGGUUUGAUUUCGAUUCUCGAAAAAUCUGGUCAGGAAGUGCCAGAACAAUUGAAACGUGAUGCUGCUCGCUAUCGACAGAAGUGUCAAGACGGCCGAGAUGGACCACGUCCAAGCUUCCGCAACCGUAAUAACAAAGAAUCUUCUUUCCAAUCCUCGUAUUAA
This is a messenger RNA of Caenorhabditis remanei, 1512 nucleotides long. RefSeq lists its product as uncharacterized. The record is from RefSeq and is a predicted model, not a curated record. The transcript has 6 exons. The coding region runs from base 1 to 1512 and encodes 503 amino acids. Gene Ontology annotation, molecular function: RNA helicase activity; ATP binding; RNA binding. NCBI's taxonomy places the organism in Eukaryota, Metazoa, Nematoda, Chromadorea, Rhabditida, Rhabditidae.